Messenger RNA from Varanus komodoensis (Komodo dragon), 10235 nucleotides. It is a transcript of the gene UNC80, whose product is annotated as unc-80 homolog, NALCN channel complex subunit. Gene Ontology annotation, molecular function: monoatomic cation channel activity. Gene Ontology annotation, cellular component: axon; cation channel complex. The record is from RefSeq and is a predicted model, not a curated record. Lineage: Eukaryota; Metazoa; Chordata; Lepidosauria; Squamata; Varanidae. The transcript is spliced from 66 exons. Gene Ontology annotation, biological process: monoatomic cation homeostasis.
AUGGUGAAGAGGAAAAAGUCGGAAGGCCAGGAGCAGGGGAGCGGCCGAGGCAUCCCGCUGCCUAUCCAGACCUUCCUCUGGAGGCAAACCAGUGCAUUUUUGAGACCCAAACUGGGAAAACAAUAUGAAGCUUCCUGUGUGUCAUUUGAAAGAGUUUUGGUCGAGAACAAGCUUCAUGGUCUUUCUCCAGCCCUUUCUGAAGCCAUCCAGAGCAUUUCUCGCUGGGAACUGGUCCAAGCUGCCUUGCCACAUGUACUUCACUGCACAGCCACUCUGCUUUCAAAUAGGAACAAGUUAGGACAUCAGGACAAACUUGGAGUAGCAGAGACAAAGCUCCUUCACACUCUGCACUGGAUGUUGCUGGAAGCACCUCAGGACUGCAGCAAUGACCACUUUGGUGGAGGAGGAGUGGGAGGAGACAGGGGAUCCAGCUGGAGGGGCAGCAGCAGCGCAUUCAUCCACCAGAUUGAAAACCAGGGAUCUCCAGGACAUCCAAGGCAUGACAGUACCAAUGAAGAGGAAGAAAAUAACAGAAGGAAGUUUUUUCAGAAUUCCAUGGCUACCGUGGAGCUCUUUGUGUUCCUGUUUGCUCCUCUGGUUCAUAGGAUUAAAGAAUCUGAUCUGACUUUUCGUCUGGCCAGUGGCCUUGUUAUUUGGCAGCCAAUGUGGGAGCACCGGCAACCUGAAGUUACUGCCUUUACUGCACUGGUUAAACCCAUCAGGAAUAUAAUCACAGCCAAGAGAAGUUCUCCGAUCAAAAACCAGACCCUGACAUGUGAAUCUCCUAAUCUGGAUGCUGGGCGUACCGAGGGACUGCAGGUAGUGUGUGAAACAGCCCAGCCAGACUCCAUGCCUCUGAAGCCUGCUUUUUCAGGCUGUCACCGUGGAAACUCCAUUGAGGGAAGUGUCUCAUCCCAAGCAUCCCAGGAGAAAGGACCACCAUAUCCUAGGGCAUCUUUGGUGAUCCCACCAUGCCAGAAGUCCCGAUAUGCCACCUACUUUGACGUGGCAGUAUUACGCUGCCUGCUACAGCCAUAUUGGUCAGAGGAAGGCACGCAGUGGUCCCUGAUGUAUUACCUCCAGAGGCUGCGCCACAUGAUAGAGGAGAAGCCUGAGAAGCCACCUGAGCCAGAAGUCUCUCAGCUGCCGAGGCCCCGCAGCAGUUCUAUGGUGGCUGCUGCUCCUUCACUGGUGAACACUCACAAAACACAGGAUCUCACAAUGAAGUGCAAUGAGGAAGAAAAAUCUUUAAGCACUGAAGCUUUUGCCAAAGUGUCACUAACUAACCUACGCAGACCAGCAGUUCCAGAUCUUUCCUCUGAUUUGGGAAUGAAUAUCUUUAAGAAGUUCAAGAGUCGCAAAGAGGAUCGUGAACGCAAGGGCUCCAUUCCAUUCCAUCACACAGGAAAGAAGCGACAGCGGAGGAUGGGAAUGCCCUUCUUGCUCCACGAAGACCACUUGGAUGUGUCACCCACUCGGAGCACAUUCUCGUUUGGCAGUUUCUCUGGGAUCGGUGAAGACAGACGUGGCAUUGAGAGAGGAGGAUGGCAAACCACUAUCUUAGGGAGGUUUACCAGGAGGGGCAGCUCUGAUACAGCAACAGAGAUGGAAAGCUUGAGUGCUAGACAUUCCCAUUCCCAUCAUACUCUAGUUACUGAUGUGCCAGACCACUCUAACAGCCAUGUACGUUCUCAAAUUUCCACCAUCACAGUGGCAACUUUCAACACUACACUGGCCUCUUUCAAUGUGGGCUAUGCAGACUUCUUCAGUGAGCACAUGCGCAAGAUCUGCAACCAGGUGCCUAUACCAGAGAUGCCCCAUGAGCCCCUGGCAUGUGCCAAUCUUCCUCGCAGUCUGACAGAUUCCUGCAUCAACUAUAGUUGCCUGGAGGAUACAGAUCAUAUAGAUGGGACCAGCAACUUUGUCCACAAGAACGGCAUGCUGGAUCUUUCGGUGGUCCUGAAGGCCGUUUACUUGGUCCUAAAUCAUGACAUCAGCUCCCGAAUCUGUGAUGUUGCCCUCAAUAUUGUGGAAUGCCUUCUUCAGCUUGGUGUGGUGCCCUGUGUGGAGAAGAUCAGAAGGAAAAGUGAGAACAAAGAGAAUGAAUCCACUGAGAAGAGACAAAGUGAAACCUCCUUUCAACUUAAAGGGGCUUUGAGUAGUUCAACAUCUGGAUUUGGGGCUGUCCCAAUCAUUGGAACUGGAGACGGUGGUGGUGAAGGAGGAGGAGGAGGAGGAGGAGGAGGUGGUGGUGGUGAUGGAGGAGGAGGUGGAGGAGGAGAAGGUGGAGGAAGACCUUAUGAAAAGAAUGAUAAAAAAGAAGACAAGGAGGAAAGUACACCAGUAAGUACCCACAGGCUGGCCCUGACAAUGCUGAUAAAAAUUGUGAAGUCUUUGGGCUGCGCUUAUGGCUGUGGAGAAGGUCACCGAGGACUCUCUGGAGAUCGCCUGAGACAUCAGGUAUGGCAAUGAAACAAGGCUCAAAACUGCCUCACAAAGUUGUACAAAUUGGAUAAAAUGCAGUUCCGGCAGACCAUGAGGGACUAUGUGAACAAGGAUUCACUCAACAAUGUGGUGGAUUUUUUACACGCAUUGCUAGGAUUCUGCAUGGAGCCAGUCACAGACAACAAGGCUGGUUUUGGAAAUAACUUUGCUACAGUAGACAACAAGUCUACAGCCCAAAGUGUGGAAGGUAUUAUUGUUAGUGCCAUGUUCAAAUCACUCAUCACCCGCUGUGCCUCUACAACACAUGAGCUCCAUAGUCCUGAGAAUCUGGGAUUGUACUGUGACAUCCGACAACUGGUUCAGUUUAUCAAGGAGGCUCAUGGAAAUGUCUUCAGAAGAGUAGCUCUUAGUGCCCUUUUGGAUAGUGCCGAGAAGUUGGUACCAGGGAAAAAAGCAGAGGAAACUACAGAACAGGAACCCAAACCAUCAGGGAGUAAAAGAUCCGAAGUAGGAACUGUUGUUAUUGACAAAGGGCAGGGAACUUCUGCUCCUGAUGAAUGCCGUAGUUACAUUUCGAGCCGUCCAAUGCAGACUCCAGAGCAUGAUGAACAAAUGCAAGGAGCCUCCCUAGGCCGCAAAGAUUUCUGGAGAAAGAUGUUCAAAUCACAGAGUGCAGCAAGUGAUACUAGCAGCCAAUCUGAGCCUGAUACCUCAGAAUGCACAACUGCGCACUCAGGGACAACCACUGAGAGGAGAUCUCGCUCCCGCUCAAGACGGAUCUCACUCCGAAAGAAACUCAAACUCCCCUUAGGGAACUGGCUGAAACGCUCAUCCCUUUCUGGCCUUGCAGAUGGUGUAGAAGACCUUCUGGAUAUAAGCUCAGUAGACCGACUCUCUUUCAUCAGGCAGAGUUCCAAGGUGAAAUUCAAUAGUGCAGUGAAGCUGUCAGAAGGAGGUCCAGGAAGUGGCCUGGAGAAUGGGCGUGAUGAAGAGGAGAAUUUCUUCAAGCGGCUUGGUUGUCAGACCUAUGAUGAUCAUCUGGCUUCCAACCAGGAGGGGAGUAAAUCCAAGAACAUUGUGAAUCUGGGAGCAAUACGACAAGGCAUGAGGCGCUUUCAGUUUCUCUUAAACUGUUGCGAGCCAGGGACAAUCCCUGAUGCCUCAAUUCUGGCAGCUGCCCUGGAUCUUGAAGCACCAGUAGUGGCAAGAGCAGCCCUUUUCCUGGAAUGUGCCCGCUUUGUUCACCGCUGUAACCGUGGCAACUGGCCAGAAUGGAUGAAGGGACACCACGUGAAUAUCACUAAAAAGGGCCUUUCCCGUGGGCGCUCCCCAAUAGUGGGGAAUAAACGGAAUCAGAAGUUACAGUGGAAUGCAGCCAAACUCUUCUACCAGUGGGGAGAUGCUAUUGGAGCCCGUCUCAAUGAACUUUGCCAUAGUGAGAAUGAGAGCCCAGCCAAUCUGUUGGGCCUCAUUUAUGAUGAGGAGACCAAGAGGAGGCUGAGAAAGGAGGAUGAGGAAGAAGACUUUUUAGAUGACAGCACUGUGAAUCCCACCAAAUGUUGUUGUCCUUUUGCUCUAAAGAUGGCAGCAUGUCAACUUCUCUUAGAGAUCACAACAUUUCUUCGAGAAACCUUUCCCUAUAUGCCCAGGCCACGUACAGAACCUCUUGUGGACCUGGAGAGCUGCAGAUUGCGUUUGGAUCCUGAGAUGGACCGACACAGGUAUGAGAGGAAGAUCAGCUUUGCUGGGGUCCUGGAUGAAAAUGAAGAUGCAAAAGAUUCUUUGCACAGCAGCAGCCAUACCCUGAAAUCUGACACAGGUUGUGAAGAGAAGAAAGUUCCCAGCAGGAAGAUCAGGAUAGGAGGCUCCCGCUUGCUCCAGAUUAAAGGAACCCGCAGUUUCCGGGUGAAGAAAGGGGGUUCCCUGUCCAGCAUUCGCCGGGCCGGCAGCCUAAAGAGCACCAAGUUAUCCCGUCAGGACUCAGAGUCUGAGAAUGAGGAGCUGCAGCUGUCCCACAGCAGGGACACUGUCACUGACAUAGAAGGGAGCCCUUGGAGCACGAGUGAGCCCAGUAUAGAACCUGAAGUGCUGAGCAGCACUGGCACAGAAGAGAACUAUCAUCGCAAUAUGUCUUGGCUGCAUGUGAUGAUCCUGCUGUGCAACCAGCAGAGUUUCAUUUGUACUCACAUUGAUUACUGCCACCCUCAUUGUUACCUGCAUCAUAGCCGUUCUUGUGCCCGCCUUGUCCGGGCCAUCAAACUCCUAUAUGGAGAUACUGUGGAUUCGCUUAGGGAAAAUAACAUACUAAACAACGUUGUUCGGGGCAAAAAGCAGAAAGAGUGUUCAGACAAGUCCUGCCUGAGAACCCCAUCCCUGAAAAAAAGAGUGUUGGAUUCCAACCUUGACGGAAAGAAGGACUCUGGGAUGUUGAAGUACAUAAGGCAGCAGGUGAUGAGUUUGUCACCAGCACCUCUAUCACUGUUAAUCAAGGCAGCGCCUGUCCUCACGGAAGAGAUGUACGGGGACAUCCAGCCUGCUGCCUGGGAGUUACUGCUCAGUAUGGAUGAGCACAUGGCUGGUGCAGCAGCUGCCAUGUUCCUCCUGUGUGCUGUGAAAGUGCCAGAAGCUGUAUCAGAUAUGCUGAUGUCUGAAUUUCAUCAUCCUGAGGCAGUGCAAAGGUUGAAUGCCAUUCUCAAGUUCCAUACCCUCUGGAGAUUUAGGUAUCAAGUCUGGCCUCGGAUGGAAGAAGGAGCUCAGCAGAUAUUUAAGAUUCCUCCACCAAGCAUUAAUUUUACCCUACCAUCCCCGGUACUGGGAAUGCCAUCUGUCCCCAUGUUUGAUCCUCCAUGGGUUCCACAGUGCAGUGGAAGUGUGCAGGACCCCAUUAAUGAAGAUCAAUCCAAAUCAUUUUCAGCCCGGGCAGUAUCACGUUCUCAUCAACGAGCAGAGCACAUUCUGAAGAACCUGCAGCAAGAAGAAGAGAAAAAACGUCUGGGCCGAGAAGCUAGUCUCAUCACUGCCAUUCCUAUCACCCAGGAGGCUUGUUAUGAGCCCACCUGCUCCCCAAACUCUGAGCAAGAAGAGGAAGUAGAAGAAGUUUCCAACCUGGCAUCUCGCCGAUUGUCUGUGAGUCCAUCAUGCACUUCUAGUACAUCUCAUAGGAACUACUCCUUUCGUCGUGGCUCAGUAUGGUCAGUGCGUUCAGCAGUCAGUGCUGAAGAUGAAGAACACACAACAGAACACACCCCAAAUCAUCAUGUCCCUCAACCUCCACAGGCAGUCUUCCCAGCCUGUAUUUGUGCAGCUGUGCUCCCUAUUGUUCACUUAAUGGAAGAUGGAGAAGUUCGGGAAGAUGGAGUAGCAGUGAGUGCUGUGGCACAGCAAGUCCUAUGGAACUGUCUCAUUGAAGAUCCUUCUACAGUUCUUCGGCAUUUUCUAGAGAAACUAACUAUCAGUAAUCGACAGGAUGAACUGAUGUACAUGCUGCGGAAACUUCUGCUCAACAUUGGAGACUUUCCUGCUCAGACAUCUCAUAUUCUCUUUAAUUACUUGGUGGGACUGAUUAUGUAUUUUGUGCGCACGCCAUGCGAAUGGGGAAUGGAUGCCAUUUCAGCAACUUUGACUUUUCUUUGGGAAGUAGUGGGCUAUGUGGAAGGACUUUUCUUCAAGGAUCUCAAGCAGACUAUGAAAAAGGAACAGUGUGAAGUAAAGCUGCUUGUUACUGCCUCAAUGCCAGGUACGAAGACUCUGGUUGUUCAUGGACAAAAUGAAUGUGAUAUUCCAACCCAGCUACCAGUCCAUGAAGAUACCCAGUUUGAAGCUCUUUUAAAGGAAUGUCUGGAAUUUUUUAACAUACCUGAAUCCCAAUCUUCCAAUUAUUUUUUAAUGGAUAAACGGUGGAACCUUAUCCAUUAUAAUAAGACAUACGUCCGUGAUAUUUACCCAUUUCGAAGAUCAGUAUCUCCCCAGUUGAACUUGGUACACAUGCACCCGGAGAAGGGGCAAGAACUUAUUCAGAAACAGGUAUUCACACGCAAGCUAGAAGAAGUGGGCCGGGUUCUGUUCCUCAUUUCUCUGACACAGAAGAUCCCUAUCGCUCACAAGCAGUCUCAUGUAUCUUUGCUACAAGAGGACCUUCUUCGUUUGCCCUCUUUCCCUCGAAGUGCCAUUGAUGCAGAAUUCUCACUCUUCAAUGAUCCACAAGCUGGAAAGGAGCUCUUUGGCCUUGACACUCUUCACAAAAGCCUGUGGAUUAAACUAUUAGAGGAGAUGUUUUGGGGGAUGCCCAGUGAAUUUCCCUGGGGGGAUGAAAUCAUGCUGUUCCUGAAUGUAUUCAAUGGGGCCCUGAUCCUACAUCCUGAGGACAGUGCCCUCUUGAGGCAAUAUGCUGCCACAGUAAUCAACACGGCUGUGCAUUUCAACCACCUCUUUUCUCUCAGUGGAUACCAGUGGAUCCUCCCCACUAUGCUGCAGGUAUAUGCUGACUAUGAAAGCAACCCUCAGCUGCGACAAGCAAUUGAGUUUGCCUGCCGCCAAUUUUACAUUCUGCAUCGUAAACCCUUUGUCCUGCAGUUGUUUGCCAGUGUGGCUCCACUCCUGGAGUUUCCUGAAGCUGCACACAAUGGACCCAGCAAGGGGGUAUCAGCUCAGUGCCUUUUUGACCUAUUGCAGUCCUUAGAAGGAGACACUCCAGAUAAUCUGGACAUUCUAGAAUUGGUGAAAGCAGAAAAGCCUCUAAAAUCUUUAGAUUUCUGCUAUGGCAAUGAGGACCUUGCUUUUUCAAUCAGCGAGGCUAUCAAAUUGUGUGUAACUGUUGUGGCAUAUGCUCCUGAGUCAUUCAGAAGUCUUCAGAUGCUGAUGGUCCUUGAAGCCCUGGUGCCUUGCUACCUGCAGAGGCUUAAGAGGCAAACUUCCCAAGUGGAGACAGUGACAGCAGCUCGAGAAGAGAUUGCUGCUACUGCUGCUCUUGCUACAUCCUUGCAAGCCCUCUUGUACAGUGUGGAAGUUCUUACUAGGCCAAUGACUGCCCCUCAGAUGAGUCGCUGUGAUCAAGGGCAUAAAGGAACUACUGCUGCUAACCAUUCUAUGUCAUCUGGUACAAACACCAGGUACCCAGAGCAAGGAGCCAAAUUGCACUUUAUCAGGGAAAACCUUCACUUGCUGGAGGAAGGCCAAGGACUUCAGCGGGAGGAACUUGAUGAACGCAUUGCUAGGGAAGAGUUCAGGCGUCCCCGUGAGUCCCUGUUGAAUAUCUGUACUGAGUUCUACAAACACUGUGGCCCCAGACUUAAGAUUUUGCAGAACCUUGCUGGAGAACCCAGGGUGACUUCGUUGGAACUGCUGGAUGUUAAGUCUCACAUGAGAUUGGCAGAAAUUGCACAUUCCCUUCUGAAGCUGGCACCUUAUGACACCCAGACAAUGGAGAGCCGUGGGCUCCGGCGAUACAUCAUGGAGAUGCUGCCCAUCACUGACUGGACGGCCGAGGCAGUGAGGCCUGCCCUUAUUCUCAUCUUAAAAAGACUGGAUCGUAUGUUCAAUAAAAUUCACAAGAUGCCUACUUUGAGGCGACAGGUUGAGUGGGAACCUGCCAGCAAUUUGAUUGAAGGGGUUUGUUUGACACUUCAGAGGCAGCCAAUCAUAUCCUUCCUGCCUCAUCUUAGGUCACUGAUCAAUGUCUGUGUCAACCUGGUGAUGGGAGUGGUAGGACCUUCCAGUGUGGCCGAUGGAUUACCCCUUCUUCAUCUCAGCCCUUAUCUCUCGCCACCUCUACCCUUCAGCACAGCUGUUGUCCGGCUUGUAGCAUUGCAGAUUCAGGCAUUGAAAGAAGAUUUCCCCUUAAGCCAUGUGAUCUCCCCAUUCACCAAUCAGGAGAGAAGGGAAGGAAUGCUUUUAAACCUACUGAUCCCAUUUGUGCUCACAGUAGGAUCAGGAAGCAAAGACAGCCCUUGGCUGGAGCAGCCUGAAGUCCUCCUGCUGCUUCAGACUGUCAUUAAUAUUUUGCUGCCACCUCGCAUUAUCAGCACGUCUCGCAGCAAGAAUUUCAUGCUGGAGAACUCCCCUGCCCACUGUUCCACACCAGGGGAUGCAGGAAAGGACCUACGUAAAGAAGGGCUAGCUGAAUCCACUAGCCAGGCAGCCUACCUGGCUCUGAAAGUGAUCCUUGUCUGUUUUGAGCGGCAGCUUGGCAGCCAAUGGUAUUGGUUGAGUCUGCAGGUCAAAGAGAUGGCCUUGCGAAAAGUAGGAGGGCUGGCCCUGUGGGAUUUCCUGGAUUUUAUUGUCCGCACUCGAAUUCCUAUCUUUGUGCUUCUUCGACCCUUCAUUCAGUGCAAGUUGCUAGCUCAGCCAGCUGAGAAUCAUGAGGAACUAACUGCCCGACAGCACAUUGCCGACCAGUUAGAACGGCGCUUCAUCCCACGCCCUCUCUGCAAGAGCUCCCUUAUCGCUGAAUUCAACAAUGAACUGAAGAUCCUGAAGGAGGCUGUGCACAGUGGGUCAGCCUACCAAGGAAAGACUUCUAUCAGCACUGUGGGCACUUCCACCUCUGCCUAUCGCUUGAGCCUUGCGACCAUGUCACGCUCCAACACUGGCACAGGAACUGUCUGGGAACAGGACAGUGAGCCUUCCCAACAGGCUUCCCAGGAUACUUUAAGUCGGACAGAUGAAGAAGAUGAAGAAAAUGAUUCAGUGAGCAUGCCCAGUGUGGUAAGUGAACAGGAAGCGUACCUUAUGGGUGCCAUUGGGAGGAGGCGAUUCUCCAGCCAUCUCUCCAGCAUGUCUGCACCUCAGCCUGAGGUUGGCAUGUUACCCAGCCAAAGUGAACCUAAUGUCCUCGAUGACUCCCAAGGCCUGGCCGCUGAAGGCAGCCUCUCUAGGGUAGCAAGUGUGCAGAGUGAACCUGGACACCACAACCUCCUUCUUCAGCAACCAUUAGGGAGAAAAAGAGGUUUGAGGCAGUUAAGAAGGCCUCUUUUAUCACGACAGAAAACACAAACUGAGCCUCGCAGCCGUCAUGGUGCACGACUUUCUACCACACGUCGAAGCAUACAGCCAAAAACAAAACCAACUGUGGAUCAAAAGCGAUCUGUAACCUUCACUGAGGCUCAGUCAGAGGCAUCAGCCUCAAAAUCUGAUCCAGCACCAAUAGCAACCCAGCAACAAAGCAGCAAAAGGAACAUCCCAGUGGGAGCUGGCAAGCAAGAGGUGACAAAUAAACCUGGUGUGACGUCCUCGCCUGCUGUUACUGUGGCAGAUCUCCACAGUCAAGUCUCCUCCAGUCAGACUGCAACACCUUCUGCUGAAAAAGAUAAAAAGGAUGAGGACCCAGAGCAAAAGCCACUGCAAGCACACAGUUCCCCUCCAGCCUCACAGCUUUCUGACACUGAGGAUUUUACAGGACUAGAGACCACCAGCUUACUGCAGCAUGAAGACACUGUUCUUCACAUCAGUGAAGAUAACGGAACAGAGAAUCCCCUGCUUUCUAGCCAGUUCAGCUUCACACAAGUUGAAAUGGGGCAAACUGACGUUGACCUAGAUGAGUCUCAUGUUUGACUUGGGAGAUGAGCUGUAAUGUAUUAGAACAGUAGUUCCCAAUCAUUUUUCACUUGCAUACCACUUCGCAUCUCAUUUCCAUAAAUUGUGCCCUUUGUAUUAGCAAAAUGUUUGUAAUUAUUAUAGUUAUAUAACAAUUAUAUAAUUGUUAUUUCUCCCAUUGUUACUUUUUUUUGUUUUUUGCAUACCAUAAAUGUCCUGGGUUGUACCCCUGGUGGUACUUGCACCAGGCUGGGAAUCUC